UGGCGGAAGAAUACUACUUGAGCCAUCGUCUGUUUCAUUCCAAUUGUUUCUGCGUUCACGUAUCAGGCCGGUUAUCAACAUGGGGUUCGGCGAAUAUCCAGCAGAGUAUAAUCCCAAAAUUCAUGGCCCAUAUGAUCCAGCCAGAUAUUAUGGCAAAGCUGAUAUUCCUUUUGGAGAAGUGAAACUUGGUGAACUUCCUGGAUGGCUCACCAGACGUAGCAUUGGAGGCAUCCCUGGUGCAGUUUCCAGGGCUUUCUGGAGGUGGCAGCAUAAAUAUGUUCUGCCAAAGAAAACUAACUUUGCUCCAUACGGACAGUUGGUAGUUGGAUCAAUGAUAUUCUUCUAUCUGAUCAACUAUGGAAAAAUGGCAAGCCACAGGAAUCACAAGUACCAUUGGUAAAAUAUACUUCUCAGUCAGUGUCAGCAUUCUUAGAUUCAGGGUGAAAUUUGUUCGAAAGAAGGUGAACUAUUGUACAUCUUUGUAUAAAAUAUAUAUAUGACAUAGAA
Macrobrachium nipponense is the source of this 507-nucleotide messenger RNA. Its product is annotated as putative ATP synthase subunit f, mitochondrial. Gene Ontology annotation, molecular function: proton-transporting ATP synthase activity, rotational mechanism. The transcript has 4 exons. NCBI's taxonomy places the organism in Eukaryota, Metazoa, Arthropoda, Malacostraca, Decapoda, Palaemonidae. The record is from RefSeq and is a predicted model, not a curated record. Gene Ontology annotation, biological process: proton motive force-driven mitochondrial ATP synthesis. The coding region runs from base 80 to 400 and encodes 106 amino acids.